This is a messenger RNA of Triplophysa rosa, 8101 nucleotides long. RefSeq names its product neurocan b (gene ncanb). The record is from RefSeq and is a predicted model, not a curated record. The transcript is spliced from 15 exons. The coding region runs from base 368 to 4132 and encodes 1254 amino acids. NCBI's taxonomy places the organism in Eukaryota, Metazoa, Chordata, Actinopteri, Cypriniformes, Nemacheilidae. Gene Ontology annotation, molecular function: calcium ion binding; hyaluronic acid binding. Gene Ontology annotation, biological process: cell adhesion.
UCCCUGAGCAUCUGUUCCGUUCACUCGUGAGGUAAGGUGGGGGGAGACUGGAAAACGGCGAGCAUCAGCGCGCGCUUUUGUUCAGUUGAUCCUCGCGACCGGCGAAGUGCGCGACGCUUCGAGCUGUUCUCCGCGCGAGCUCCGCACCAGAGACAGCCUGAGGAGAAAUACCGUCUUUUUGCGAAAUGCUUUCAAUAAAAUAAGGGCACUCUUUUUUUCUGAAGCAUUUUCGACCUGAACAGAUGUAUACAUUUUGAAUGGUUUACCUCCGUUAUCACCUGCUCUGAAGGCAAGCGGCGGUUGAUCUGAGGCGACGCGGCAUUCCUGUGGACUUUUGACAAGGCGACGCGCUUUACUUCUGAGAAGGAUGCUGGGGGAGCUCUGCUCAACGGGCCUUCAGUCUCUCCUGGCUGUGUGUCUGCUCUUCACCCUUGAAUACGGGAUGGUGAGCUGUGACACCGUGGUAAACAUGCGCAAGGUGACCCACCAGAGGGUCCAGGAGCCGCUGUCGGGUACGGCUCUCCUGCCUUGCGUCUUCACUCUUCGCCCGAGUCCAUCUCAUGAACCUCCCCGUAUCAAAUGGACCAAGCUGUGGGGUCAGCGCGGCCCGGAAGGUCUCCAGAAGCAACAGUCAAUUCUGGUGGCUAAAGACAAUAUCAUUAAGGUGAAGAAAGCUUUUCAGGGUCGAGUCACGUUGCCGGGGUACUCUGAGAACCGGUACAACGCCAGCUUGGCUCUGAUGGGCCUGCGUUCCAGUGACUCUGGAAUGUAUCGCUGCGAGGUUGUGGUCGGCAUAAAUGACGAACAAGACACAGUGCCCCUUCAGGUUACAGGAGUGGUCUUUCACUACCGCACUCCUCACAACCGCUACGCGCUCACCUUUGACGAUGCCAAACGGGUUUGUUUGGAAAACUCCGCCGCGAUCGCCACACCCGCCCAGCUGCAGGCCACCUUUGAUGAUGGCUAUGACAACUGUGAUGCCGGUUGGCUGUUGGAUCAAACUGUGAGGUACCCCAUCCAGUCUCCACGACCCGGCUGCUACGGCGACAGGGAGGACUCCCCCGGCGUGAGAAACUACGGCAUCCGAGCCCCCGAUGAGAUGUUCGACGCCUACUGCUUUGCAAACAACAUACAAGGUGAGGUGUUUCACACCAGUGUGCCAGAGAAGCUAAGCCUGGCCUCUGCCUCCAUUCACUGCCACACUCUCGGAGGUCAGCUGGCUACGGUCGGGCAGCUCUACCUUGCCUGGCAGGCAGGUUUAGACCGCUGCGACCCCGGCUGGCUGGCCGAUGGCAGCGUGCGUUACCCUAUCAACCUGGCCCGACGUAACUGCGGGGGAGAUGAACCAGGAGUUCGAACUCUUUAUCACAACCCCAACCGCACCGGCUUCCCAGAAACUACCGAUCUAUUCGAUGCCUACUGUUACCGAGAGCAGCCGAUGUUACUCCACCAGACCCUGGAAACCGAUUUUAACACUUCAAGCGAAGAAGAGGUCCAGCUCCAAAGAAACAGAGCCUUUCCUGAACCUUCCACCUGGACCGGUCUGGUCGAUCUUGAGAAGGAAGAUUUCAAAUCCAUUAUAAACAAUGAAUCCUCUGAAAUCUCAGAGGAGCAUGUUGUCAUCCACCUCAGGCCUAAAGAGCAGUACGUUGACUGGAAAGACGACGGCUUCAAGGAUGCUGCAGAGAAACAAGAGAACCUUCAAGGGGGCUCGGCGAGAGAGGAAACCGACGAGAACGACGGCGUGAUGGGAGCCGAUGCAUCUCCCGACCCCUCUUCUAUCACACCAUCCUCCUCCACACAAGCUCAAACCAGCAACAGCAUGAUCGCCAACUUUGUGAACUCAAUCAUGAAGCCAUUGAGGUAUUGGAUGGGUACUGGAGAUACCGAGAUACCAGCCACGGAGUCCAGCAUCUUCAAGGGAACCUCAGAAUUGGCCCCACUUGCCUGGACAAAGCCAAGCAGAGGGAAACCAAACAAGGGUGGUGUUGGUAAUGCCAUCUUGGAGCCUGAUACUAAGGAACAUUCAUACAAUCCCACCUCAAGAGAUCCAGAGGAGGAGCUCCUGGAGCAGGAAAGAGAGGUGGUAUUCGUGGCUGCACAAAAGAGCCAAAGUAAAUCUGAAAUGGAACCAUCAUAUUCACAGAGCAACAGCUUCACUGGGACAUUCACAGGAGCAAUUGGAUCGGGAACGGAAGAUACGACCGUUUCUUCAAGUCUCUUGUCGGCUGAGAGCAACUUCCGUGCAGCGUCGAUUCGGAGCGGUCAACAAUCGUGGAUGCGAAAGUCCUUGAAAGGCUCAAAAAUCAGCACUACAGGAGAUAAUGAGCAGUUUAUAUCUCAAACCAGCAGUCCGAUGGAAGCCAAAGGAGGAGGAUUGGAGAUCAUGACCAUUCCUGUUUUCAAGAACAACCCUGAAAACUUCUCCGGGGACCUGAAUGAGGAUAGUUACACAGUUCCCAAAGGUCCUUCGCCGCGAUUAUCCACGGAGGAUGGAAAGGACGCUGAGGGAAGUGGAGGGAAAGAGUUAGCGUUCAUCCUCGAUAGCCAACUGAAAGAAACUGAUCAAUCCACUGACCACAGCCUUCCUCUGGAGACCACUGUCAGAUGGCAGCUCCAGACGACUCGAGCUAGAGAAGAAUCCAGUUCUUCUGAACCCGAGCAUGAGGAAGCCAAAGGUGAAAUUCUGUAUGUCCAUAAUCCUAUCGAGAAGCCCAUUGGCGAAAGGAAGCAAGGUGUAAAUUUGACAGACGCACCGGAAAUAGACACUUCCAUGCCAAGCCCUGUUACAGCUGCUAUCGUUUCGGGACAGGACGAGCUAGAAAACCCCUCGACAACCCCGUCUGGUGAUGUCACCACUACUGAAAGUGUACUGUGUACUCCCGAUCCAGCUGUUUCAAGCACGUGGCUGCCUGUGGUUCAAGAGGAAGAAGGUUAUACAGAGGUUACCACAACAAUGAAUGAAUCUGAACUGAAGAUGACUCAUAAUACAGUUCAACCAACAAGUCCAGGUACUACGGAUCCUUCACACCGGGCUGAGUCCAGGUCUGGAGUGUCAGAGUCAUUUGUGUUGGCUAACAGAUGGAGAACUUCUGAACUGAGUCCUACAGACGAGCCUUUGUCUGAGUCCACUGGAAGCUCAGAGAGAGAUAGAGUAAACAAAACAGAGGCUGUUGAAGAAACAAGCAUGUCCAAAACCUCAGCGGAGCAGGACCCUUGCGAGACCAACCCGUGCCUGCACGGUGGCAGCUGCCUGAUGGAGGGGGAGGGCUAUAGUUGCCUUUGCCCUCAGGGUUAUUCUGGAGAGAGCUGCGAGAUCGAUAUUGAUGAUUGCCAGUCCAAUCCGUGUCAGAAUGGAGGCACCUGUAUCGAUGAGAUCAACUCUUUUGUAUGUCUGUGUCUGCCCAGCUAUGGUGGAGCCACCUGUGAGAAAGACACGGAGGGUUGCGAGCACAGCUGGAGGAAGUUUCACGGUCACUGCUACAGAUACUUCACCCGCAGACACACCUGGGAAGAUGCAGAGAAGGACUGCAGGGAACACAGCGGCCACCUGGCCAGCAUCCAUUCCACACAAGAGCAGGACUUCAUUAAUGGUAUGAGUCAUGAGAACACAUGGAUUGGUCUGAAUGACCGGAUGGUUGAAGAUGACUUCCAGUGGACUGAUCAUAUGGAUCUGCAAUACGAGAACUGGAGAGAGAACCAGCCGGAUAAUUUCUUCGCGGGCGGGGAGGACUGCGUGGUUAUGAUCGCCCAUGAGAACGGCAAAUGGAACGACGUGCCCUGCAACUACAACCUGCCCUACAUCUGCAAGAAAGGCACAGUGUUGUGUGGAGCUCCACCCACAGUGGACAACGCCUUUGUUAUUGGCCGGAAACGUUCGCACUACGACAUACACUCGGUGGUGCGUUACCAGUGCGCAGAUGGUUUCAUCCAACGCCACAUCCCCACCACCAAAUGCCGCGCUAACGGCAAAUGGGACCGACCCAAGAUCAUCUGUACAAAAUCACGGCGAUCUCACCGCAACAGACGGCAUCAUCACAAAUCCCACCACGAGCACAGAAGGCACAAGCGGCACGGGUCAGGGGGUCAUCGAGGUCAUCGAGGUCAACAGGCGGGUCAUGGCCAUUUCUAACCAAAUAACCCCUUUCGACCGCACCUGCAAAUCAACAAAUCCUUUCCAACAGCCUUUCACCUAAACCUUCUUAUCUUCAAUACCCACCUUUCACCUUUUCCACUUCAUAUCUGGCUCAGUCUACCCCCGUAUGACCAGAGGGGGUGCUGCUGGGCCUCACAAGGACUAUGACACUUUUCCUUAUCGCUCUUAUUUAUUCUGUUUCUCUGUUAAUGUUUCGUCAUUUUAGCGGAAAGUUCUUUCGUACCUUCAAUGUAGAAACACUCUAACUGUUUAUGUAUUUUUACAUAAGCAUUAAUAGAGAGGGUGGGUUGGUACUCAAUGUAAAUAAACUGUAUUUCAUUUCAAAACACAGGAUCAUAUCAGAAUGGCCAAGAAAUGCUUCUCGUGUUUGCUGUUACUAGAUUUUGAGGGGGAUUUCUUGAUUUUUUUGCUCUUUCUAAGACAUUACGUUGAUUUAUACAGUAUUUGAGUAUUGAUGUGUUUUUGGAUGAGAGGAGUGGUGUUCAUCUAGAUUUUUUGUUACUUUUUUGGAAAGUUUUUAAGUGGUAGGUCACCUAAAAAAAUCAUCAUUCUGUGGUUGUUUACUCAUUUAUGUGUUGUUCGAUACCUUUUUGGCAUUCUUAUUGCUGUGAAACACAAAAGGAAAUGUUGGGCAAAAUACUCAAUGUUAUAUUUUCCGUAUAAAGAAAGCCCCAUGGACUAUUUAAUGGUAGUUCUAUGGGGCAGUUUUGACAGCCCGGCAACCCCAGUCCCCAUUCACUUUCAUCGUCUGCAAAAGGGCCACCAUUCCAUGUUUCAUGGAAGAAAGUAAGUCACACUGGUUUAGAAUAAUAUGAGUGAAUAUGUUAAUAAAGACAAAAUUGGCUUUUUUUUUAGUGAACUUUUAAAAAAAGAAUUUACCAAAAAAAUGAACAUUUUAUCAUUUUGUUAAUAAUGAAGAUUGUUGGUAACCAAAGAACAUUGGCUUCCAUUGACUUCCAUUGUUUGGACACAAAACCACUGAGACAAUUUACAAAAUAUCCACUUUUGUGUUUGACAGAAGAAGUGUCAUUUACAGGUUUUCAACAACAUGAAGGUAAAUAAAUGAUAGAAUUUUUAUUUUCGUGUGAACUGACCCUUUAAACUAUUUACUACAUUAGAACAGUAACGAUAACAUCCUUCAACAAACUAACUAACCAAUUGCUGGUGGCCACUUCUGUCAUCGCACAGAUUUCAAGUUUUUCCAAUUUACGGUUAUUAACUUGACAAGAAUUAGUUAGACAAGGUGUGUCACUGUGUAGUCCCAUGCUGCUGGUGGUCUCUCCAUCUGUUAUUGAUGGUCUGUGUCAUGACCUCCCACUCUCUCACCCACAGCGGAGAAAUUGUCCUGUCGCACCAUGUCAGCAAGAGGAAAGAGGAAGUAGGAUAGAAUCAGACGCAAUCUCUGGUUCUAACUGUGCUCGGCUACAUCCGACAGAGCCGAUGAGAGAGAACUCUGAGGUCGCAUGCGAAUACCCAUAAGUGCAGCUAAAAAGAAAGUCCUCAUCCACAUGGCAUGAAAUCACGUCAUACAGGUUAAAUGUUAAAAGUGCUCACGGGUACUUCCAGCGCUGAAGAUCACAAGGUUAAAAAGCAGAAGACAGCCAUUCGGGAUCCAGUAUUGUUCUCGUGUCCCUUUAGAGAGGACGAUAUGUUUGUGUUUCUCGAAAUUCCAGUUAUUGCUUUCGUACCAGGUGCGUGUCCUGCUUUUCGAAGAGUAUAGCGACAGCUGACUCAGAUCUGGACUGCUUCUUAUUUUCUACCCUUUAAAGCAACCGUCUUACCCCAGAAAACAGCCAACUCAUUUCUCUAACGCUGUGUUUUGUGCUUAUCUCUGGCUUUUUCCCUCUCGGUUCCCUCAUGAGACUACUAACGUAGCCCAGUUCUGCACCACAACCUUCUUAUUUCUCUCUUUCGUUAUGUACAGUACGUUCAUCCAAAUUUUUAAUAAUAAUAAAUCGCAUGAUUGAGCCAGCAGUCUCAAUAACUAGAUCUUUUUUAUUCCUCAAGAAUGAAUGACAAGGUUGAAGGCACAACCUUUUUCAGACCUGGAGGUGGUUUUGAAUAGUUCCAAGUUGAUUGUUUUUUGUGUUAUUUAUUCAUUUAUUUGCAUUGUAAUUUAAUAUUUGUUGUGCGAUAUGAAUAUUUAUCUGUUUACUUUCUGUUGUUUAAUAUAAUUUUUUUAAAUUAAAUUUAAGCCCCACAAGAGUAGAUUCGGAUUGAAACGUUUUUAUUAUUUCCUCUCCAACCACCAAAUCUUUCACAAUGGAUAAAAUUCCCCAUAAAACUGAAUAUGUUGUUUUCACAUUUUGGAUGUAAAAUAGUUUGUGAAUGUUGUUUUGUGUUGACUUUAAAGGGAGACCUGCCCAAAAAUAAAAAUUCUGUCAUCAUUUCAAAACCUGUAUGUGACUCCUUCUUCACAAAGGAAGAUAUUUUGAGAAAUGUCUCAAAUGUGGUUUUGUGUUCAUGCAAUGGAAGUCAAUGGUGCCCCAAUGUUGUUUGCUCACCAACAUUUUUCUAAAUAUCUUCUUUGGUGUUCUGCAGAAACGAAAGUCAAAGUCAAACCGGUUCUAACCCUAACCCAUAAAAUCAUUUCGAUUUUGGGCUGAACUAUCCCUUUAACGUCCAUGUAUGAUAUCCGUUGAAUUCUUACAGCAGUGUGUACCAACGUCGGGCUUAAAGACUGAAACCCAACAUCCAAACAGUCUAUAUUAGCUGCUAAUAUACCUCUGCAUCACACUAAUAGCUCUCUACAGCCAUCAGCCAGUGACGGAAGCCAGAUGGCCAACAAUGUGGCAACUUAAUUGCGAGUCUCCGUUAUGAAAAUGAACUUCUAAACAGAGGUUGUUCACAGCUGCCUGUUGGCAGGAGCUCUAAAGAACCGUAAGAGGCAGCUGCGGGGUUUUCUCGUCGCACGUCUUCUGACUAAUUGCUGGCGAGAAAUCGCUAUCCCUGAGGUUGUUAUGCUAGCGCGCCUCCCCUUUAGAGUCGCGUUUGUUAAACAGCCUCAUUCACAUUGUGUCUGCACGGCUUUUGAUUUGUUGUAAGAUGUUAACUUUUUGUUUGCAUUUUGUAUUUGAAAGCAGUGAGGUAGUCAAGUGUCCAGCAUCCUCAGUUCUGGAAGUUGCAGAUGCAUAAUACACUUAACCUGAACCUCCGGCGUUCCCUGUUCACCUACAUUGUGCUUACAUAGGCCGCCCUUUCCCCAACGUAAGUCUCUACCAUAAUACUCUUUUUUUGCACAUAAUCCUGUCUGUAUAUUCCAUCCCAACUUUGCCGAGACAGACAGAGAGAAGACACUCAUUUUAACCAAAAAUGCCCCAAUCGAUUAUACAGCCGCAUUCGAACCGUACAAAUAGUCUUGAUAUCUGUUUAGUCUUUAAACCAACCGUAUGAACGAUUCUCCCAUUUUCCGUGUAUUUACAGUUAUAGCUCUUCUUUCUGUACAUUCAUCAUUUGUAAGCUAGAAGGGCAAGCCAGCAAUUAUUAAUAGGCCACCGUUCCCCGCUGCUGGAUGCUGUAAAUUCAUUCCUCCAGCUGUAGAAAAACAACCUUGCUUUACACAACCAUAAAACCUUAUGACACCACUCCUCAACUACGUGAUGUACAGACUUCAUUCUGUUUAUAAUUCUCGAUGUUUCUCGUUUUUUAUUUAUUUUUGUUCACUUUUUUAAAUGAAACCGAAUGUGUUCGUUGCCCUGGACUUCGUGCACACAGGCUGACUCCUCAUCCUGCAUCAGAAUCGAGAUUCGCGUUCUUGUGGAGGUUUGCGUUGAGAUGUUAUGUUUACUGUCGUACGUUUUUGUAUUUCUUUAUCGGGGUGAUUGAGUCAGGCUGUGUGAAUGUGGUUCAUGUGUGUUAAUCAAUAUUUAUUGAUGUUCUUAUGGAUUCUAGUUCUGUCAUUGUAUUACAUUCUUUACCAAACAAGUGGUCAAUUAAAAACAUUGG